AUGAGCACGGAUCUAGAGCGUAUGUCGCUCAACUCCUCCUCCGCCAACUCCGUGGCCUCGAGUGCCCGCACGCUGUCAGCCAAUGUCAAGAAGCUGCACAACGCGCUCAACCUGCUGCUCAACGAAUUGGAGCGGGAGCAGUUCAUCCACUGCCUCAACGUGUACCACUCCAAGCGUAAUGUCUACGACCUGGUUCAAACACUUAAAGUCAUCCUCAAUGCGCCCAGCAAACGCCAACUUCUGCCCAUGCUACGACAGGUCAUUCCCCGCUCAGACCAGCUUUUGUUUGACCAGCACACCUCGGAGGGCCUUUACUUGAAAUCGGAUAUACUUGCCAGAAAUGGGAGCGCAGAAGCGUUGGGCGAAGUUCCCAGUGGGAGUCCAACUCCUCCUGGGCAUUUCUUGCCAACCCCUCCCGGAUCACAAGUUGCGAUGCGCGGCUCUCCGGAUAGUUUCAGCACCAGCAGUGAUGGGACAGCUCCCCUCGUCCCGCUGCUCGGGAGAGGCUUUCUGCACGAGCCUCCAGGAGAGGUUCGACAAGUGACCCUGAAACGGCACAAGAGCAACGAGGGCUUGGGUUUCAGUAUCCGCGGAGGAUCGGAGCACGGGGUCGGGAUCUAUGUGUCUCUGGUGGAGCCGGGAUCCCUUGCCGAAAAGGAGGGACUAAGGAUUGGGGAUCAGAUUAUGAAAGUCAACAACACAGUGUUCGAUAAAGUCACUCAUGCUGAAGCAGUGAAGGUGUUGAAGGGCAGUAAGAAGCUGUCCCUGUGGGUGCGGUCGGUGGGGCGUAUCCCGGGGGGUUAUGUCACUAAUCAUGUGUACACCUGGGUGGACCCUCAGGGUCGCAGUGUGACCCCUCCCCCUGACCUCCCAGAGCACCGCAGUGCCACCCUGAGACGCAACGACAGCCAGCGACGCAGCAACAUGCAGCUACUGCAGGAGGGAGAUGAGAAGAAGGUGAACUUGGUAUUGGACGAUGGCCGUUCGCUGGGUCUGAUGAUCCGGGGUGGGGCAGAGUAUGCCUUGGGGAUCUACAUCACAGGAGUGGACCGGGGCUCUGCUGCAGAGUGUGGAGGACUCAAGUGUCUGCCCAUGCCACUCCACCCACCAGCCCUUCCUCUCUAUGCCCUCCCCGCCCCGCAGGUGGGUGACCAGAUCCUGGAGGUGAACGGGCGCAGCUUCCUGGGCAUCCCACACGACGAGGCGGUGCGCAUGCUCAAGUCGUCGCGCCACCUGAUGAUGACUGUGAAGGAUGUGGGGCGCCUGCCGCACGCCAGGACGGUGGUGGGGGAGACCAAGUGGAUCACUAGCUCCCAGAUAGCAGAGAGCUCCGCCAGUGGCAGCGUGGCUGGCUUGUCCAUGGACCAAGGAGCCUCUGCAUCAGGAAAGCCGGUGUUCUAUAAGGGUGUGGCGGGCUCCCAGGUGACCCUGUCCAGCCUGGUGAACCAGAGCAGAGCCAUGCUGGAGGAGCAGGCCCGCCACCUGCUGACGGAGACAGAGAGGCAGACCAUGGGCUACUACGUGGAGGAGUACCGAGACGGACACAUAGGGGUGGAGCAGCUGGUCAUGGCCCUGUUUGAACUGCUCAACACACACGCCAAGUUCUCCCUGCUAUCAGAGGUGCGUGGCCUGGUGACACCCCAGGAUCUGGAGCGUUUCGAUGGGAUGGUGCUGCGCCGCGAGAUCCAGGCUUUGAAGGCCCGGCAGGGGGGUGCCAGUGCGGCCGCCCUCCACCCUGACUCCCUCUCCAUGGUUUCCUACCCAGAUACCCUGGCCUCCUCGUCAGCCAGCUACAUGACCUCCACCACCCUCAGCUCAGCACGGGUAGGAAGGCUGGGCCGCAGUGGACCCAAACUGGGUGCAGAGACGCCCCAGCAGACGGGACCAGGUCAAAAGCUUCCCUCCUCCGAAUCUUCCCAUUCCGGGCUCUACUUCACCGCCCCCUCCCGUAACCCCGCCAUUGACCAGAGGGUGGAGCAAGGACCCCCUCCUCACCCAAGCCAGGACAAGUCCUCCCCUGGCUCCAACAAACAGCACUUUGUCAUGGUGGAGGUCCAUAGGCCCAAUGCAGAGUCUGAUGUCAACGAGUGUGUCCCUAUGCCAGUCUCUAACCUCCUGCACCCAUCCCCCCACCCCCCAGGUGCCAACCUGUCCCAGCUGUCAGACAGUGGACAGACGCUGAGCGAGGACAGCGGGGUGGACAUUGGCGAGUCAGGGCGUUUCAGCAAGGAAAGCAGUCCCCGUCCCGCCCGCAUACGCCCCCCACGACAUCCCCAGGGGGCAGGAGGGGGCACCCCCUCCAAACCGCCGGGUCUCUUGGAGCCCACCUCCACACUAGUGAGGGUGGCAAAGAGUGCCACCACCCUCGGCAUCGCCAUCGAAGGGGGUGCCAACACACGCCAGCCCCUGCCACGCAUCGUCACCAUACAGAGGGGCGGUUCGGCGCAUAACUGCGGGCAGCUGCGGGUGGGUCAGGUGAUCCUGGAGGUGAACGGGGCUUCCCUGAGGGGCCGGGAGCACAGGGACGCCGCACGCCUCAUCGCAGAGGCCUUCAAGACCAACGAGAGGGACCACGUGGACUUCCUGGUCACUGAAUUCAACGUGGCGCUAUAG
Oncorhynchus tshawytscha (Chinook salmon) is the source of this 2613-nucleotide messenger RNA. RefSeq names its product whirlin-like. Gene Ontology annotation, molecular function: protein binding. Bases 1 to 2613 code for a protein of 870 amino acids. Lineage: Eukaryota; Metazoa; Chordata; Actinopteri; Salmoniformes; Salmonidae. The transcript is spliced from 12 exons. The record is from RefSeq and is a predicted model, not a curated record. Gene Ontology annotation, cellular component: stereocilia ankle link complex; cilium; plasma membrane. Gene Ontology annotation, biological process: sensory perception of sound; auditory receptor cell stereocilium organization.